AUGUCGUCAAACAUUGAUCUUCCAAUCGAAAAAUGCACAAUCAAAGCAUCUGCACCACAAAAACUUGAACCAGGAAGAUUGGGAGUCGAAAGAACAUUCAAAACAAAUGCUUCAAGAAUCACUCUCAAUCCAAACUUGUCCGUCUUCAAAUACGACGUUGAUAUCAAUUUGAUCUACCAAAAACAAAAUGGAGAUGAUGCGAAGAAGUCGUUGACUAAAGGACCAAAAAAUGAUUGCCUUUCUCAAGUGAGAGGAAAAUAUGCCAACGCUGCAUUGAAAGUGGUUUUUGACACAAAAUUGAAAGGAUUCAAAGAUAUCGAUUUGUUUUAUGAUUCUCAAUCAAAUUUGUACUCAACAACAAAAAUCCCAGAUAUUGUGAGUUUUAACCAUUUAUUAUUUGAUUUAUUUAAAAAAUAUGAAUUUCAGCAUGAAAAUAUUGCUCCAAAAGAUGUUGUCCCAGGAGAUAAUGAUUGUAAAUCUGUUGAGGUCAAAAUCACAAAAGUUGUUGAUUCUUUCCAAGUUUCAACAAAUGACACAAAACUGACAGUCAAUCCAACAUUUGGAAAAGCCGAUGUCACACUUCUCGAAGCUCUCAACACAAUUAUCAGUGGAUCAUUGAACCAUAAGAAUGAACUCAUCACUUAUAAAGGUGUUCACUAUGUUUUGGAUCCAAGUGGCCUUGGUUUCAGACAAGAUCAAUUGCCAGCAUUAUCCGGUUCUCAAUAUAUGGGAGUUGGUAUUUCGGAAGCAGUGAGAACAUAUGAAGGAGAUUCAAAAGGAGAAUCAGCACUUUAUUGUGUUGUUGAUUUGAGAAAAACUGCAUUCCAUGCUGAUUAUCAACCCUUGAUGGAAAAAUUUGGCUCUCUUGUAAAUGCAAAUUACAGAGAACCACUUCGCAAAAAUUUGAAAGCGGUUGAUCCUCAAGGAAUGUAUUUGAGGGAAAUGGUCAAAGGUAAAUCUUUCAUAGAAUCGAGGACAAAACAUAAUGUAAUAAUUCAUUUCAGGUUUGGUUGUUCGACUCAAUUAUGGACAAAACAGAGGAAGAGGAGAACACGCCAGAUCUUUCAUCAUUGGAGGAUUCGGGCCAUGCCCAGCUGAAGCAACAUUCGUAUCACAAGGAAAAACGUGGACAGUUCAACAAUAUUUUUACGAAACAUUUGGAAUCACUCUGCAAUAUCCAAACUUUCUCACUGUUUUUGAUAAGAAAACCAGAGGGGUUCUUUACCCACCAGAACUUCUUAUUGUUGGAGAAAAUCAACGAGCAACAACUAAUCAACUUACCAAAGACGGUCAAGAUAAAUUAGUAAAAGCAACUGCAAUUCUACCAAGUGCGAGAGAAGGAGAACUUGCAAAACUUGCGAAUUAUACUGGAUUGGAUGGAACAAAUAAAGCUUUGGAAAAAGUUGGAAUCAGAAUUGCCCCUGAAACUCUUAUCGUUAAAGGACGAAUUUUGCCAACUCCAAUUAUUGGCUCAAGCGAGGGUAGAAAACUAAUGGUUCAGAACAACUGUAAAUGGCAGAGCCAAAAGUUCAAAGUUGCCAUGACACUUCCCAAAUGGACAUUUGUUUCAAUUGAUUCUGGAAUCAAUGUCGAAGUGUUCAAAACCAAACUUCGCGAUCGAGUUAUUUCAAGUGGAAUGACUUGGACAAAACCAAAUGAACGGAUUUAUAAAAACAAUGAUCGAUUCAAUGUUGAAGAAAUAAUUUCAAGCGAGAAAAAUCAAUCGACCAAAUUUAUUUUCUUCAUUGUCAGAGAUAGCUUGAAUUUGCAUCGUAAGUUGUUUAAAAAACUACAUUUGUCCUAAAUUUACAAUUAUUUUUUCAGAAGAAAUCAAAUUACUCGAACAAAAAUAUGAUAUUUUGACUCAAGAAGUCCGAGCAACGGUUGCAGGAAAAGUUGUCGAGAAAGGCCAACCACAAACCGUUGAAAAUAUUGUGAACAAAAUGAAUUUGAAAUUGGGAGGAGUCAACUGGGAAGUUCAAGGAUAUAACAUUCCAAAUGCGAAAAAUCCUUCAAAUCUACUUGAUGCGACUGCUGGUCGUUUGAUUUUUGGAUUCGAAUCAUCCCGCGGACUUGGAGAUGAUGUUGUAUGUGUUGGAUAUUCUGCUAAUGCCACAAAAAAUGUUCAAAACUUCAUUGGAAAUUACAAAUACGUCAAACAAAAUAAAGAUGUAAGUUUUCAAAAACAUUUUCAUUUUAACAUAUUUUUACUGUUUUUUUUUCAGAUUUAUGGACAAGUUCUUCGCCCGGCAGUUCUUGAAAUGAUUAAAAAAUAUAAAGAGAGCCGUAACGCGGAUCCGAAACAUUUAUACAUUUAUUUGAAUGGGAUUUCUGAAGGACAAUUUUCGAUGGUCGCCAAUGAUUAUGCAGACAAAGUGAAACAAGCAUGUCAAGAAUAUUCGGAGAAAUGCCGCCCACACAUCACUAUUAUGUGUGUCUCAAAAGCACCAAAUGAGAGAAUCACAAAUGGCACAAUAACUGGAAAUCGAGCUGCAGAACAGAAUAUUGCACCAGGAUCGUGUGUUGAUACUAAAAUUGUUAAUCCACAUAUCAAUGAAUUCUUCUUGAAUUCUCAUUCGGCAUUCCAAGGAUCUGCUAGAACUCCAAAGUUCUCACAUGUAUUCGAUACUGCAAAAUUGCCGAUGGAUUUCCACGAAGGAUUGGCACAUCAGUUAUCAUUCUUACACGGAAUUGUUUCAUCAACAACUUCACUUCCAUCCCCAAUUAUUAUUGCUGAUCGAUAUUCAAAACGUGGUUCAUCAAACUAUAAAACUUCUUCAAGAUCAGACGAUCGUUCUGUGAAUUCAGUGAACGAAGUCAACUUUGAUGCUUUGAACAGCAAUUUAUCAUAUUCACAAAAACACUUAAUCAAUUAUCGUUUUAAUGCAUAA
Caenorhabditis angaria is the source of this 2891-nucleotide messenger RNA. The record is from the annotation of a GenBank genome assembly. Lineage: Eukaryota; Metazoa; Nematoda; Chromadorea; Rhabditida; Rhabditidae.